UAUACAUUUUAGACUCUUGUCUGGGAUGUCUGCUGUCUGCUAUUCCCGCGCCCUGAUUGGUCGUUGACACGAAGGGGGCGGGGCUUGGUCAUAACAAUGCACUUCAAGAAUCAUACACGCGCCAAGGGGAUGUUUUCCGUCGUUGGUUUAAUAACCGUCGCUUUUUACGGCUGUUAACGGCGUUUCCUGCUCAGGUAGUCGGUGUAACUAACGGUCAGCGUUUCCAUGGUUUCCGCAGAACACGGCUCUCCUAUGCAGCUACAGAGAGCGCGUGUAAGGUGGCUAAAGUUAGCGAGCUAAUACUCUGUCGGGGACGUUUAUUUUCAAUAUAUCUAGUCGGAAGGUCCUCUGUUUAUGUUUUAUUAUCGCUACAAGUUUUGUCUUUCGGACGAUGAAAUUCGCUUUGAAGGAUUCCGAAAAGAAUAACUUGUAUGGGAUACGAUAUUUCGGAAGCUAAAACACCUGCAGUCCUCUUCAGUCACCAAGGAAGGAAACUAGCUAAGAAAGGUUAAGACAAUCAGAGGCAACAUACAAGUGCCUCCACUGUACACUUUCCUUCCCCAGAGUGUGACUCGUCUGCACGACGUCACCAAUGCGACCAUGGGAAAUAGCAGUAAAUAGGCUGCCACCAACAGCCCCCUUAAACCCCAGGAGGUUUCUCGGAGAGCCCUGCAACGCCCCAGUGCAUCUCAGGAGAAGCCCACCAGUGAGACACCAGUGGGGGAGACGAGACAGACCUGUACAGCACACUUCCCAGAUCCAGGAUGAGAACUUCCACCACCUCUUUUUCUCCCAACACCCCCAACAGGUUUCUUUAGAUGAGUCCAGACAGUACAGCCACACCAGCACAGUACCACGCAUGCUUCACCCUGCUGCCCACCUGCCCCAGCAGAGCCCCAUCAUGGUGGAUCUACAUGACCAGAUGCACCAGGGAUCUGUUCCAAUAUCUUACACUGUUACGACGGUGACGACCCAUGGAUUUCCCAUUCAUGCCGGGCAGCCGCUUCCAGGGUGCAACACUCAGCAACUCCCAGCAUGCUCGGUAAUGUUCAGCGGACAGCUCUCUCUGCUCUGCUGCCUUCCUCCUCCUCUCAUACAGGCAUGCACCAUGCAGCAUAUACCUGUGUCUUUUCAAGCUUUCCCACCACUGAUGUCCAGCGAACAUUUUGUAUUGCACCCGACCCCAUCUGUACCCCCCCACCAGCCGCCGCACCUUACUCCUUUGAGCCAGUUUGUCCCUUUACAGCCUCAGCACCCACGCAUGCCUCUACAGAGGGUAGACAAUGAAGUUGACCUAAGAGGGGACCAGCACCCAUUGGGCACCUUCUCCUACCCUCCCUCUCAUCAUCCACCAGCGCUGCCUCCUUCACUGCCCCUACAGUAUCUUCCUCAAGAGCCUCUGCAUCAGGAGCUUCCCUUCGGAGUGCCAUAUCCCCACAUGCUGCCACGGCGAGUGAAUGGACAAAGAUUUCGGCUGCAGCAGCCCCUCCCCCCUCCUCCUCCACCUCCGUCUUACUACCCUGGUUUCCUCCCUUACUUUCUGUCAAUGCUUCCUGUGCCUCCAACAGCAGUGGGCCCAGCCAUCAGCUUAGACCUGGAUGUGGAUGAUGUGGAGAUGGAAAAUUAUGAAGCACUUCUAAAUUUGGCAGAGAGGUUGGGUGAAGCAAAACCACGUGGACUCACGAAAGCAGAUAUAGAGCAACUUCCAUCCUACAGAUUCAACUCAGAGAAUCAUCUAUCUGAACAGACGCUGUGUGUUGUGUGCUUUAGUGACUUUGAGUGUCGGCAGCUACUUCGAGUGUUACCUUGUAACCAUGAGUUCCACGCUAAAUGUGUGGAUAAAUGGUUAAAGACCAAUCGCACUUGUCCAAUUUGUCGAGCGGAUGCCUCGGACGUGCACCGAGAGGCAGAGUGAGGCCAGUCUCUGAGUGCUGAACUGGAAAAGCUGCACCCACCAGAGUCUUGCCUCAAAGCUGGGGACACCUGCCACAUAACCUGCGUCCUCCAGUAAAUAUAGCUUAACAAACCCACAACUCCUGCCCCUUCAGUUGACGAUAAAGAAAUCCAGGACUGUUGUUGGAGUGCGUUGUUUUCUCCGAUGUGCUUCGUUGUCUGUCACAAAAACCCACUGCCUACAGCCCGACUUCUGGGAUUGCCAGCCACUUCUAUCUCUGCCCCCACCCCACACGUUGCAGAUUCCAAAGAUUUUCCCUGCAAUGCAUUAUUCGCUGCUUUUUGUUUACAGGGUUUCCUCUUUUUUUUUUUUCUUCUUUUUUUUUUUCCAUUUGUGGAUUUUGGCGGCGUUCACAAAAAAAAGUCAAAGUCCUGCAUUGGAGGAGACGAGUCAGAAGCCUGGAGGAUGACAGGCUUUGGGCGCCUUGUGCAAUUAGGAGAAAAAUGUUAGGAGUACUUCAGCGUGGGUAUUCGUGUUCAGAGGCGACACUUAACCAUCAGAGAUGCAUGUUCGUUUAGGUGUUUGGCAAAGUGACCUGUUAAUAAUGUAUGUUCUGCAAUAACGUAUCAAUUGUUUUUAAUAGUUUUUCCUCCUAAUCGUUUAAAACUUUGCCGAAGCUGUCGGGGAGAGUGUGAUUUGCUGCAGCGGCAAACAGAUUCUGUUUAAGCCAGGGGUCAUGGACUGCAAGUGACGGGACUUGGAGCUGCGGGGGGGACUCUUAAAACCCCCGUGAUCUUCUCCGGAAAACAGAUCUGUUCGAAAGCAGUGAUGGAUUGUCGAGUCCGUCCGCCGUUAACUGCACAAGUGCUACAAUCUUCUCUCCAUGUCAGCAUUGUGUGUGAGCGUGUGCGCGCGUGUGUGUGAGUGUGUGUGUGCGCACAUUGUUUGUCCUGUUCAGAGCCAAUGCAUUUGUGUAACCACUGGAUACAGGGCAGCAUGCUAGGAGUUGCAUGAACUGUUGAUUCAGACUAGCAAUAUUAUCAAGCAUUGCCACCAAAAUGAUUCACUUUUAAAAGAUAGCAUACUAGAAAAAAAAAAGAACUUGCUCACCUAAAAAAAAAAAAAAAAAGCACCACAAGGAGGGGUUUAAAAAAAACAAAAAAGCAUGUGGUUACACCCUGGUUGUUAUGAAAGAGAGGAAGAGCUCGUCCAAAGGCACCGCCGAUCCUGAUGAGUUCUGGAAGCCAGUGUGUGGAAAGCAAUACGUGCUGUGAGCGGACAUUUUCUUCCCCUUUUAGGAAGACUGGCUUUUUAUUUCUUUCUUUGUGAGCCAAAUCCAAUAUAUGUAUUUAGCCUACUGUUAAAAAACAUUUCAGAUCUGCCUUUUUAUGACGUUGACAAGCACAAACCUGUUACUAAUCCUAAAAAAAUACCUUUUUUUUUCUUUCCUUUUUCACUUCUUUGAAUAGUUUUUAAAAGAAAACAACGUGUUUAUUUAUUGGUUUUAUCCUUAAGGGAAAAAAAAAAUCAAUUGAAGGAAACCGUUGAAGCGCUAACGAUUUUUUGCAUUAGGUGUCCUAAUCUGGUCAGGUCGUUGUCUUAGGCCGUGGUUAACGGUGUUAUAAAAGAGCAACUGUAUGUACAGCUUCAGUGUGGAUCCUUUCAGAUAAAUGUUCGAAGACAGAAGAAUGUUAGAAGUCUAUAAGGUGGCGCUCCACGUUACCAACUGCUGUCUUGUUUCCCCACAGUCCAAAAAGAUUCAGCUGGAGUGUUCAGUCGCGUAGAAACACUGUAGGACUUCUCCCCCUUUUCUCCCUCCCUCCCCCCGCUCGUGUUAGGCGUGAAAAAAAAAAACAGGACAAAUAGGGGUUAGGAGGGGAAAGAGCAACGAAUGAACUUAUGUUUGUGAUUUACUCUGGUCUCUUUGCCUGCCCCGGUGAGCACUAACAGGCAGUGAGAGCCUUUGCUGUGACGUGUAAAGGAUUCUUGCCUUUUCUUUACUUUUGUUUAAGUGAA
Cyprinodon variegatus (sheepshead minnow) is the source of this 3910-nucleotide messenger RNA. It is a transcript of the gene rnf44, whose product is annotated as ring finger protein 44. NCBI's taxonomy places the organism in Eukaryota, Metazoa, Chordata, Actinopteri, Cyprinodontiformes, Cyprinodontidae. The record is from RefSeq and is a predicted model, not a curated record. The transcript is spliced from 11 exons. The coding region runs from base 593 to 1915 and encodes 440 amino acids.